AUGGCUUGUGAUGUCUGUCGCAAUCAAAGGAUAGAAGAGAUUAUUGAGAAGAUUAGGAAGGAGGACGAAGGAGGGUUUGAAGCCUGUCUCAAGGAGGAUGAAGCAGUGUGUGAAGCCUGUCUCAAGGAGGAUGAAGCAGUGUAUGACUCCUGUCUCAAGGAGGAUGAAGCAGUGUGUGAAGCCUGUCUCAAGGAGGAUGAAGCAGUGUGUGAAGCCUGUCUCAAGCAGGAUGAAGCAGUGUAUGACUCCUGUCUCAAGGAGGAUGAAGCAGUGUGUGAAGCCUGUCUCAAGGAGGAUGAAGCAGUGUGUGAAGCCUGUCUCAAGCAGGACGAAGCAGCGUAUGAAACCUGUUUCAAGGAGGAUGAAGCAGUGUGUGAAGCCUGUCUCAAGGAAAAUGAAGCAGUGUGUGAAGCCUGUCUCAAGCAGGAUGAAGCAGUGUAUGACUCCUGUCUCAAGGAGGAUGAAGCAGUGUGUGAAGCCUGUCUCAAGGAGGAUGAAGCAGUGUGUGAAGCCUGUCUCAAGCAGGACGAAGCAGCGUAUGAAACCUGUUUCAAGGAGGAUGAAGCAGUGUGUGAAGCCUGUCUCAAGGAAAAUGAAGCAGUGUAUGAAGCCUGUCUCAAGGAGGAUGAAGCAGUGUGUGAAGCCUGUCUCAAGGAAAAUGAAGCAGUGUAUGAAGCAUCUUCGUGGAUGGGAUAG
Messenger RNA from Procambarus clarkii (red swamp crayfish), 696 nucleotides. Its product is annotated as agglutinin receptor-like. Gene Ontology annotation, cellular component: microtubule. Lineage: Eukaryota; Metazoa; Arthropoda; Malacostraca; Decapoda; Cambaridae. Gene Ontology annotation, molecular function: microtubule binding; calmodulin binding. Gene Ontology annotation, biological process: microtubule cytoskeleton organization. The record is from RefSeq and is a predicted model, not a curated record.